This is a messenger RNA of Botrytis byssoidea, 312 nucleotides long. RefSeq lists its product as uncharacterized. The record is from RefSeq and is a predicted model, not a curated record. NCBI's taxonomy places the organism in Eukaryota, Fungi, Ascomycota, Leotiomycetes, Helotiales, Sclerotiniaceae. The transcript has a single exon. Bases 1 to 312 code for a protein of 103 amino acids.
AUGCAUAACCCCAGCUAUAAGAUCUUGGUACUCAUUUUCCAUCUUGCUCUAAACGGAGGAAAAGUUUGCGAAGAUGGGUACAUAUCUGAUAUCCGUCAUUCAAAGUGUAACACUGAGAAUGAAGAUCCCUUUAAAUCACCUUCAGGGUGCCCUGUCGAAGACGAGACUUUCGAUCUGAAGAUCAAUAAACUGCCCCCGUUAUCCCCAUUUAUAUCUCAACCUCAAUUUAUUUACGGAGAUCCCGUGUUUAUCAUCCCCAUAUAUAAACAGAUCGGACUGAGCAGUGGGCGUGCCCGUGAUGGUUUGGCGUAG